CGGCUCAGCGGGGCUCCAGCACACAGCAGAUGCGGAGCCGGGAUGAGAUGCGUGUUGCUGCCUGUUGUGUGUCCUCUGUGCGUCGAUUUUACUCUAAAAACGAACAACAAACAAAACUAAGUGCGUGCAGGAAGGAGACUGAAGUUACACUCUGGCUGUGGAUGAAGCUGCAGACGGAUGUGAAAGUGGAGAGAAAGUGAAUCUGGAGGGACUUUUGUUGGAGACUCGUCUCUGGACUGCAGCUCGCCGGUUCUUUGUGCGGCGUGUUGCAGCUUUAUCCAUUUGGGCAGAAAGUAUUUUGCUGUAAUUCAUCUUCCUCCCCCCCUUUCUUCCUCCCUACUUUUCCCAGGCCUCCAAGAUAGAUUCCCUCAGGAGUAAAGUGGACUUGCUGCGCCUCCCUCUGGCCCUCUCCUCCAAGUCCAUCAGCAACUGCAAGUCCCAGUUGGGCGUGGCCUGGGAGAAGGGCGGCGGCUCGGGGACGGGAGUGGCCUGGAAGCUCCGCCCACCGCCGGCCUCUGACAUGGACAACGAGUCGACGUACUCGGGCUACUCCUACAAGUCGUCCCACUCAAGAAGUUCCCGCAAACACAGAGAGAGAAGGGACAGGCAUCGCUCAAAGAGUCGCGACAGCACCAUCCGUGGAGAUAAAUCAGUGAUCAUCCAGGCACCAGGGGAGCCGCUGCUGGACGCUGAGUCCACCAGAGGAGACGACAGGGAUGACAACUGGGGUGAGACCACCACAGUGGUCACCGGCACCUCUGUGGACAGCAUCUCCAACGAGGACCUGACACGGAUCUCUAAGGACUUGGAGGACUCUUCGCCACUCGAAUGCCGCCGUUACCUCAGCCCAGCAUUAGGAGGCGUCCUGGGGCUCAUCUCUCUGAUCACUCCUCUGGCCUUCCUGGCCCUCCCACAGCUCCUGUGGCGGGACACGCUGGACCCUUGCGGCACGCCAUGCGAGGGUCUUUACAUUUCUCUGGCCUUCAAGCUCCUCAUCCUCCUCAUCUCCACGUGGGCGCUGUUUCUCCGGCCGCCCAGGGCCACUCUGCCACGCUUCUUUGUCUUUCGCUGUCUGCUGCUGGCGCUGGUCUUCCUCUUCGUGGCUUCCUAUUGGCUGUUCUACGGGGUGCGGGUGCUGGAGCCCAGAGAGACGGACUACAGGGGGAUUGUUGGAUAUGCGGCAUCUUUGGUGGACGCGUUGCUGUUCAUUCAGUACCUGGCUCUGGUGCUGCUGGAGGUCAGACAUCUACAGCCGGCUUUCUGUCUGAAGGUUGUGAGGAACACAGAUGGAAUCAGCCGCUUCUACAACGUGGGACAUCUCAGCAUUCAACGGGCAGCUGUGUGGGUUCUGGACCAGUAUUACAGUGACUUCCCUGUCUAUAAUCCUGCCCUGCUUAACCUGCCCAAGUCCAUCCUCACCAAGAAGAUGUCUGCCUUCAAAGUCUACAACCUGGGGGAAGAGAACAACACCAAUAACUCCACAGGGCAGUCCAGAGCCAUGAUCGCAGCCACUGCCCGGAGAAGAGACAACUCCCACAACGAGUACUACUACGAGGAGGCGGAGGUGGAGCGAAGGGUCCGCAAACGCAAGGCCAGACUGGUGGUGGCAGUAGAAGAAGCUUUCACCCACAUUAAACGUCACCAGGAUGAAAAUGCAGCUACGUCCUCACCCAAACACCCGCGGGAGGUGAUGGACCCCAGAGAGGCAGCUCAGGCCAUCUUCGCCCCCAUGGCACGAGCCAUGCAGAAGUACCUCCGGGCCACCAGGCAGCAGUCCUACCACACCAUGGAGAGCAUCAUCAACCAUCUGCAGUUCUGCAUCACGCACAAUAUGACCCCCAAGGCUUUCCUUGAGCGUUACCUCAUCGCCGGUCCCACCCUGCAGUACCUGGACAACAGCAGGGGGCGCCAGUGGACUCUAGUGAGCGAGGAGCCGGUGACGGCCUCUUUACGCCAAGGUCAGGUCUUCUGCCUGAGACGCCGCGACUUCUCCCUGGUCGUCACGGUAGCGCCUCUUCCCUUCCUGCGCCUGGGUGAGGAGUUCAUCGACCCCAAAAGCCACAAGUUUGUCAUGAAGCUCCAGUCAGAGACGUCUGUGUAAGAGGAGGAGGAGGAUCGCUGGAUGGGAAAAAGGAGGAGGAGGAUGAAUCAGAAUACUAAUCUGUCAGGGUAUUUUUUUUAUAUCGUUUAGUAUGACAUAGCUACUUUUCAUGAUUAGUGUUUCUUGAUAAUUGCGGCAUCCAAAUAUGCAAAGGUUAAAAUAUCAUAAACAUACAGAAAGGAUGAGGUAAGGCAGCCAAAAAUACCCCAUCACUGACUUUGUUCCUCUUCUUGUUCUGAGAAACAAAAACAAAUCCAGACACUCGUUUCUGUAAAUGCUGACUGUGAACUUCUCUUAAUGCACUGACGAUGCUUCCAGUUCCCGUCAUAGUGAGGAACACUGGUGUUUAGUAGCAUUUCCGUACAAUUGUAAUGAAUUCUUUUGAUAAAAAUGUUAUCGUUUUGGUUAAAAAUGAACACCUGGAGCUUGAGUCACUUGUUUUUAUUUACCAGUGUUGGAUGCCUUUUUUAUACACAAUCAGACUUGAGAGGCUUCACUUCAACCAGCUUUUCCUUAGAACUGAGUAUAGUUCCUUUUUUCCCUUCCUAUUCUUUGUCCACUUGGCCUUCAAGGGCAAGAACCAACACAAAAGGACAGUGGGCCUUUUGUGUUGACUGUAUUCACAGACUGAAUCAAUGGGACAUGAAACUGCUUUGGAACUGCUUCCAGUAUUUUGGAUUCCACUGAAAAAUUGUCUUAAAAAGUGCACAAACCUACUGAGGAUGAAGCAUCAAGGAGGACUGGGCUGAACAUUUUGUUGUUUUUUUUCCCCGUCAGUCCACAUUUAGGAAGAGCUCUACCGACAGAAAUCCUUUUUUUUUUUUUUUGGCUUGCGAUCCUGCACUGAGAACACAGCCGAUCUUCUUUAUCUUUUGUAACGCUGGUCAAUCUGGAGGAAUCUGGUGGGCAGUCCGUGAAUGUUGAGGAUGUGCACUCCUUACAUGGCACACUUUCUUCAGUUUUGGAGUCUUCAGGCUCUUGCACUGAGAGUAUUUGUUGUUUGUUCUCUGGGUGGUAGCUGCAGACCUGAAGGUUGGGUCAUACUGGGCCUGAACCCUCGCAGACUUCACACCUGCUAGUGAUCAUAUAAACCCAGUUCCAGAGCGUUACUGCUCCCCAUUGUAUUACUGUGAUUGUUAUUGGACAACAGAACAUAAAGUUUUUGAUUGAAUAUCCCUAAAUUUGCUUCUGCCAGCCAAUGAUUUUGUUGUAUUUUUGUUUAAAAAUGAACAAUUCAUCAGCUAUCAGAAUAGGUGCAAAGUUAAAUACACUAAUCACCCAUACUAGGUUUCCUGGAUGUGUGCAUUAACACUGAAGCUGCUGUAUAUAGUCAGGGUCAGCAGCAGGCCCCGAGCAGGUUAAUCCAGCCUUUUGUGUAUCUUUUAAUUCAAAGAUGUUCUUUUGACACUACAGAUAGAGAUUGUUGUGCCACUGACAAGUUUACGUGUACAUGCAGUUUUCUGAGAUUGUAUUUUCCUGUUCUUUCUUUUUUAAAAAAUUUGAACUUUGUCACUUUGUUAUACAACAAACUAAACUCCUAACAUUUGUCCCUGAAGGACGUUGUCUUUAAAAGCAGGAAGAUUUGCUGUUCCAUUUUGUUUUCAUGAACAAAGUUAAACUGGAAUGUUUUUAAUAAAUAAUCUCAUGCGAA
Messenger RNA from Amphiprion ocellaris (clown anemonefish), 3752 nucleotides. RefSeq names its product VANGL planar cell polarity protein 2 (gene vangl2). NCBI's taxonomy places the organism in Eukaryota, Metazoa, Chordata, Actinopteri, Pomacentridae. Bases 521 to 2101 code for a protein of 526 amino acids. Gene Ontology annotation, cellular component: plasma membrane. Gene Ontology annotation, biological process: establishment of planar polarity; multicellular organism development; Wnt signaling pathway, planar cell polarity pathway. The transcript has 8 exons. The record is from RefSeq and is a predicted model, not a curated record.